Messenger RNA from Mugil cephalus (flathead mullet), 3965 nucleotides. It is a transcript of the gene rxfp3.3a2, whose product is annotated as relaxin family peptide receptor 3.3a2. Gene Ontology annotation, molecular function: G protein-coupled receptor activity. Gene Ontology annotation, cellular component: membrane. Lineage: Eukaryota; Metazoa; Chordata; Actinopteri; Mugiliformes; Mugilidae. The transcript has a single exon. Bases 624 to 1772 code for a protein of 382 amino acids. Gene Ontology annotation, biological process: immune response; G protein-coupled receptor signaling pathway. The record is from RefSeq and is a predicted model, not a curated record.
UGUGUCUACUUGCAUGGAAUAUUAGAAAAAGCUGUUCUUCAUUUAUGAUAUGUUGUGAUAUUAGGCUAAUAAUACUGAUUGAUUGGUACUUUAAUGGGACAUUAACAAGCCUAGACACAGACGUGAUGGCGGCCAUGCUCAUAAAAGGGUUUCACUUUAUUUUAUUACAAACAAGAAAUCAAGCAGAAAGCUAACAUCGAAACAGAUUACAGCAUUUAUCUUAAUGGUUUUCUUUUAUUUGUCUUGGUGCGAAGUUUUCUUUUCUUUUUUCUUUUUUUUUUAAUACAAGGCAUUUUACGCGCCACCCGCGCUCUAGAGAUGCGCAUUCCUUCAUACCCCUAAUGAACGGACACGCUGUGGGGGAUGAAUAUUAAUUCGUGGAGACCAAACCACAGAUACCGCUGUAUAAUUUCGAUUACCGGGGACCGUCUGCUUCUCUGACACGUCUCGUUCGACCAAUCGCGGCUCAGCAGAGGAGCGACACACCUGUAUAAAAGCAGACUCCAGGUCAGCUGUCACUCAGAGAGGAGAGAUGAAAAUCCACGGAGAAGCCUGGAGUUAGAGAGUUGAAACACUUUGAGCGAGGUGUGCUCUGCGUUACCUGCCGUGUGCACUACAAAAAAAUGGAUGAAAUAUUUAACCAAAGUGGCGAACUCAAUCGAAGUUCGCCCGGCGACGAGAAGUUUAGUUUCGAAGACAUCGAUGUCAGCGCGGACGGCACCCCCAUCCUUAGGAUACUCAUAUCCGUGGUGUACUCUGUAGUUUGCGCAGUUGGCUUAGUGGGCAACCUGCUCGUCUUUUUCCUCAUGAGGGUACGACAGGGCCGGAAGAGGUCCACGAUAAAUGUUUUCAUCAUCAACCUUGCGGUGACAGACUUCCAGUUCGUCCUCACUCUUCCCUUCUGGGCCGUGGACACCGCGCUGGACUUCAGCUGGCCGUUUGGAGACGCCAUGUGCAAAAUCAUCCUCUCGGUCACCGUCAUGAACAUGUAUGCCAGCGUGUUUUUCCUCACUGCCAUGAGCGUGACCCGCUACCUGUCUGUCGCCUCGGCCCUAAAGAAAAAAGCGCACAGGAGGUCUCGGUGCGUGAGGUGGGUGUGCGCGGUGCUGUGGGUGGCGGCGACGAUGGCCACAGCUCCCACGGCUGUCUUCUCCACUGUGACUGUGGUCGCUGGAGAGAAACUCUGCCUCCUCAAGUUUCCCGAAGGACACGACUGGCUCGCCCUCUAUCACAUCCAAAAGAUACUGAUAGCCUUUAUCAUCCCAAUGCUCAUAGUGUCUGUAAACUAUCUGAUGCUCUUGCGCUUUGUCAGGCGAAGGAGUAUGGACAGCAGCAACCCUAAACGGAGAUCUAGAGUCACCAAAUCUGUCGCCAUAGUGGUUUUGUCUUUCUUUUUUUGCUGGAUGCCAAACCAUGCCAUCACCUUUUGGGGCGUCUUGGUCAAAUUUAACGCAGCCAACUGGGAUACGUCGUAUUACAUGGUGCACACGUAUGUGUUCCCGGUCACUGUGUGCUUGGCGCACACAAACAGCUGCUUGAACCCGGUGCUCUACUGCCUAAUGAGGCCGGAGAUCAGGAAAAUGCUCAGCAGUUUGUUUUGGAGAUCCUCGACCACCCCGUCCUCCAGCAAAGCCUGCGUGACGCGCUCUGUUACGCAGGGAGAAACCCAGGGAGUCGUGCCUCUCCAGAUCAUGGACAACUCAGAGUACACCCUGUCCAUCAUAGACCGUAAAGGUUUAUCAGGUUCUAAAAUCAUCCCGUAUAACCGUUAACUUCAGCCUGUUGAAGGAACUGGUUUCGUCCACCUGUGAUAGCCCAGCUGCCGUUACUCGUGCGUAAUGCUUUUGCCACCGUUCCAAAAUUGAACGCGUUAAGGUCCAACAGUGUGGAUUCAUACAAAAUAUUGGAUUAUAAUGUGACACGGACAUGUUUCACAAGUACGCUUUGACAUUUGUUUAGUUUCAAAAACAAAAAUACAGUGUUUCCACUUGCGGUCUUUCCUUGCGCUCAGUUAAAAUGUAUGUAGAUUUUUCUUUUCGCCUUCUUUCGUUUACUUGAUAAUAAGAAGCGACGAGCCACAAGGAACAGAAAGACUAGGACACAGGGGACAGACGACACCGAGGGACGCAGGACUCCCAGCGCGUCAUUGGGGAUGUGAAAGGUGAUCUGUAAUCAAUAUUAUAGAUCACUGAUAAUAUAUUGCAAAUUUUCGUAACCAUGCUAUGUCAUGUAAAUACUGCCUGUAAAUAAAUGCCUUUUUUCCAUCAGCGACAGCGGUUGAUAUAUGUAUCCUCUUUGAAGGAAUUGAAGGCAAUUAUUUUGUAAAUGAGACAUCCCAUUUAUAAAAUAAUUGCCUCCGAUUCCUUCAAAGAGGAUAUACUGCGUAGUUAUCCCGUAUUGUGUACUGUGUCCUCACUAAUGUGAACAGUUUUCUUUGAAAGGGAAGGUGCAUUUCUACAGACAUGUUUACAGUAAUAAAUGUAUUUUAGGAGGUUGGUGAAAUUUAUUUUUUCUAUUUUUAUUUUUUAAUAGUCAAUAAUUUUAUUGUUCUUGUGUGAUCCAUCAAAAAUAAAUAAACCAACAUUUAAUCAGUGAGAAACGCCUCAAGUCACAGGAGAAAUAGGCAAAUAAGGAUUCACAUAAAGGCAUUCAUUCACGUAUUGUUGGACUUCAGUUCAGUAGCUCCAAGUUCCUUGUCAUUAUGUGAAUUCACAUUCUUCAUUCACUCUAAUCCAACACACGGGCUUACUAAGGUAACCCAGGGGAGACAUUAGGACUGGCUGCAAAAGCUCCAGCAGCCACUUGGCCGUCAGCAUGUGGUGCAGAUGCUCCUGUAUGGUUCAAUAAACAAAACAGAGUAGAGCCCAGGGCAGGAGAUGACUCCUGGCUGCAGGUGGCUGGGCCUGCUGCCAGGCUCUGUGCUAAUUAGGAUUCUUCUUUCAUUCUUCUGUGCGCCCUGCAGCGAUCUGUUUAGGAUGCUGUGGGGAUGCUGUGUGAUCAGAAAGCAUCCACACUGUACACCAAAUCAACAAGCAUAGGGGAUCUGUAAGAACUUUGAUCAGUCUGCGCUGUUCUCUUUCAUCUCUUUGAUCGGGAUCAGGUUCUUUCAUACAGGACAUAAAUCACAGACACAGUCUCUACAGCACCUACUUAGACUCUAAGGAAGAGUCACCCUCAAAAUCAAGAGUCCCCUCUAAUGGUUAAUAAAUAAAUAAACAGCCACAGGAAUAGCAACUGAGCAGUUACAUCUUAUUUUUGGUUUGGUAUCUGGAGUACGAUUCCAAUAAAAACUGAACGUUUGAGGCAGGAAUCAUCAAGUAACGUACGCCGACCAGCCACAACAUUAAAACCACUGACAUGUGAUGUAAAUAACGUUGACCAUCUUGUGACUAUGAAAUGUUCUGCUGGGAAACGUUUGGACCUCGUACUGGUGUGGAUGUUAAGUGUCUUCAGACAUGCUAGACCACUCGGUUUUCUAUUGACAUCAGCCGUAAGGCGUAUCUGACGUCUGUGUUCUCCAACAUUUAAAGAGAAUACACACACUGUACGCCACAUGUCAUGUAUAAUAUACCAUGCACGAAUAUUGCAUAAGCUUUCACAGAGCUAAAGUUGGAGGUGUUAACUUCAAGAGCCUUUGAAGUGUGAUUCAGUGAAUGUAGACUAAUGAGUGGGUAAUCAUUCUGCCAACACAUAUCAAUCAGUGUGCAGCAGGCCUGAAUUAUGAUCUUGAUCUUUUUUCUUCUUUUUUUUUUGCUUUGGCACUGAGGUGAGGAAACAAUUUGCGCCUGAUUAGCAUUCAUUGUUUUACAUUUAAGUCCACCACAUCUGUAAUGACAUUCAGCACCUAAAUCGUGUCUACUAACCCACACAUUCUUAUUGUGUCUUUAUGCUAAUAUACGCUGCACCAUGUUUAUAUAUUCUGAGAUUUCCUGCUUGUCUUAAAUUGUGUUUGCAUUUCUGCUUUC